Cercopithifilaria johnstoni is the source of this 1548-nucleotide messenger RNA. The record is from the annotation of a GenBank genome assembly. NCBI's taxonomy places the organism in Eukaryota, Metazoa, Nematoda, Chromadorea, Rhabditida, Onchocercidae.
AUGUAUAACUUUUGGAAUUCACGAAUACGACUUGCAUACAUUUCAUGCUUGCUAAUACUUCUAAAGAUUAGUUUCGUUCAAUUGCGUAUUUAUCUGAAGAAUUCCAAAAUUGAACUAUAUCAAACAAAAAAUGGUAAUAAUAAUGAUGAAAAUGAUGAAGGAAGAAGUUUCACUGAUGAUAUGGAUUACGCAUUGGAAACAAUGCAGUAUAUGUAUGAUCUUAAAAUUGGCAAGGCUGAAAUUCGACCAGUAGUUGAAGAAGCAAAAAAAGUAAGGGAAUAUUGGUGGCGUUGCCAUCUGAAAAUGCCCACAGCGGUGAGAGAAAACGACUGGUUCCAAAACGAUGAUCUCUAUGUAUAUUCAGCAACAUAUGAUCGGCGACUUAGUUCACUUUACCCGGACAAUCAUGUUAUACAGAUGUUGACUAUGUCAUUUCGAUCCAUUCCGUCAACAGAUAAAAUAUUCUGUAACCUAUAUGAUAUGGUUUACGAAAAACAUAUUGUUAUCGAGGGGACGAUUCGUGAAAUUUGGCAACGAGCUUGGGAUCCACGAGAUUUUUUCUACAUUCCAAACCUGAUUAGUUGUCCUGUGCCGAAAUAUUUCGAACAUAGAACAAAUCUGACGAUUUCACUGAGUAAAACACCAUGUAAAAGUCAGAAAAUUUCGUCACGAGUACAAAUGCCACCGUCAAGACAAGAGAAAAGUGGAAUUGCUGUAUGCGUGAAGGGCUUAGACUACAUUGAGGAUAUGUCAGAACGUUUGGUUGAAUGGAUCGAGAUGCAAUUUAUCACUGGUGCUGAUACGAUCACAGUAUAUACUUAUUCUGUGCCACGUAAAAUGCAAGAAGUCUUAAAUUAUUACAUUAAGCAAGGAUCUGUCACUGUGAUACCAAUUAAUCUUCCCGGCGAGUCUCCAAAUCAAGCAUACAUCAGAAGUCAUUUCAUUCGGAGAAAUAGGCAACAGAAGCGUCGUCACGAGUUAAUUCCAUAUAAUGAUUGUCUAUACAGGCAUAUCUACACUCACAAGUUUGUUCUUAUGCUGGAUAUCGAUGAAGUCGUCAUACCAUUGAAGCAUGACAACUGGAGUGCUAUGUUGGAUGAUAUCAUUACUACCUUUCAUAACAAAAAUUUAAAAAUGACUGAAGUCACCUCAAUUUCUAUUCGAAAUGUUUUCAAAUUUCCAUCCGAUACCAACUCGUGGAAUCUGGUUGUUCCAUCUUAUAUGUAUAUGCUGCGGAAUAGACGUAAAUCAGAAACACUGAGCAAACCGGGUGAAUACGGAAAAGCUUUCAUCAAUACGAACACGGUUACUACUGUAUUCAAUCAUUUUGCAUUACAUCGUCAGCAUGCUGAUGUAGCCAAGACGUUAUACGCUGAACCAGAUAUGGCCAUUAAAUUGCACUACAAAGCUAAAUGUCCGAUCGAAUCGGGAAAACAGUGUGAACAAUUAGAACAUGUUACUAUAGAUGAUACAACAAUGGAUCGAUAUGCUGAGCAGUUAACUGGGCAGGUUACCAAAGUUCUCAGUGAUUUACACAUUAUUAAAUAA